GAAAGAAAGGACAUGCAGAUGCUGGGGUGAAGAAUGUGGGAAGAGAGAGAGAGAAGGAGGGACAGAGAGAGAGAGAAGGAGGGAUAGAGAGAGAGAGUGAAAGUGUACAUGUUCCAGAGUCAUCCCUCAGUAUCUGUAGGCCACAGGAGGAGAGAGGGGGGAGACAGCAAGAGUGAGAGAGAGAGGUAGAGAGAGAGAGAGAGAGAGAGAGGAAGGGAGAGACACAGAGAUAGACUCAUCAAAGGGUAAAUGAACCAGAAACCCUUCCCUGUAUACCAAAAGAGGAGGGAAAGGGAGAGUGAUUAGAGAGAGAGGGAAGGAGAAAGGAGAGAGAGAGAGUGGUAAAGUGACAUUGCAUUCUACACUGUGUGGAAAAGCCAAGGCGACUGGAGAAAAUUGCAGGCGAAUUGUGUGUGCUGGCUUCACACUUUCUCACACUUUCUUUUUUUGGAAAAUGGUGGGAUUCUCUUCCUCCUCAGCUGUUGCCACGGUGAUGGAGCACCUGGUGUCAGAGCUGAACGUCCUGCUGAAGAUGCUGGACCAGGAGGCGCUGAGCCCGGUGACCGCGGAGAAGAAGGCCGCCGUCAGAAGCCUGCUGAAGCAGAUGCAGCCUUCAGUGAAUGGAACAGACAUAUACGUGAACACAUCUCUCUAUGGAAAUGGAACCAGCUUUGUGGCAUCCCUGUUUGAAGAGUUUGACUGUGACCUUCAGGAGCUCAAAGAUACUGCUGAAGAACCAAAAGACCUCCCAGACACCCCAGAAAUACCCCCUUCAAAAUCGAGUCCAGCAGACACGCCCCCUCCCCUGCCAACCACGCCCCCUCCCGAGGACUACUAUGAGGAAGCCGUGCCCCUCAGCCCAGGAAAGUCGCCCCAGUACAUCACCACCCGCAACAGCUCCAGCCCCCCCAAUUCUAUCGAGGACGGAUACUACGAAGACGCGGACAACAACUACCCCACCACCUGCUUGAAUGGCCCUCUGAAGAACUCCUACAACGACUCAGAUGCCCUGAGCAGCUCGUACGAGUCGUACGACGAGGAAGAUGAGGAGGCGAAGGCCAGGCAGCUGACGCACCAGUGGCCAUCGGAGGAGAACUCCAUGGGCCCCGUGAAGGACUGCCGGAUCUGCGCCUUCCUCCUGAGGAAGAAGAGGUUCGGCCAGUGGGCCAAGCAACUGACCGUCGUCCGUGACAGCCGGCUUCUGUGCUACAAGAGCUCCAAAGACCACACCCCGUACAUCGACCUGCCGCUGAACCUCUGCAACGUCAUCUACGUGCCCAAGGAUGGCCGACGCAAGAAGCACGAGCUGCGCUUCUCCCUGCCCGGCGGGGAGGCCCUGAUCCUGGCCGUCCAGAGCAAAGAGCAGGCCGAACGCUGGCUCAGGGUGAUCCGGGACCUGAGCAGCCAGGAAUCCGUGGGAUUGGACGAGUCCACGUCUCCCAUGAUCCUCCGCAAGCUGGAACUAGAGAAGAGGCUGUCAGCUGAUAAGCACACCUCUGAUUCGGACAGCGUGGCCACGGGCGAAGUGUGCUCCAGCCACGCCCGGGACGGCCGCGAGCACGGGAAGGCGAAGCGGGGCGCCCUGUCGGAGCUGACGGGGUCCAUGAGCCGGGCGGCGGGGCGCAAGAUCAACCGGAUCAUCAGCUUCUCCAAAAAGAAACCCCCGCUCCCCGGGGAACCCCCUCUCGACGAAGACAACCCUCGAUGCGGCUAUCUGAACGUCCUGGUGAACCAGUGCUGGAAGGAGAGGUGGUGUUGUGUGCGCGGCGGGUUUCUGUGCUUCCAGCAGGACAGGGGCGACCCCAGCGGGAACCUCAACGCAGUGGCCCUGCAGGACUGUGAGGUGGCCCCUGGGCUGGGGCCCAAACACCCCUUCGCUUUCCAAAUCCUGAGAGGAGGCAGCGAAGUGCUGGCACUGGAGGCCAGCUGUUCGCAGGAAAUGGGGCGCUGGCUGGGGGUUCUGCUGGCAGAGACCGGGUGCGCCGCCGACCCGGAGGCCCUGCACUACGACUACGUGGACGUGGACACCAUCGCCAACAUCCGCGACGCGGCGCGCCACUCCUUCCUGUGGGCAACAUCCUCCAGUAAUGCCUCCACACACAGCAGGACCUAUGACGAGGUCCCGUAUGAGAAGGUGCAGCACCCAGAGGAGCAGGGGAAGAAGAGAGGACUGGUGAAGAAGAGCACCUCCCCCUCCAGUGGGGGUAACCAGAAGGGCAAAUCCCAAGUCACCAUCAACCGCCAUGGCUCCAAUGCCAAUCAGUACGGGAAGUACGGGAAGAGAAGAGCAGAGGAAGACGCCCGCCGGUACCAGGGAGAGAAGGACGAGUUGGAGAGGCAGCGGGAGGACAUCCGCAAAACGCUGGUCUCGCUCCGCCAAGAGAGGAGGGAGAAGAAGGAGGAGCUGAAGAGUGCAACAGGUAUGCGUAAGAAGGUUCUGGAAGAGCGGCUGGCGCAGCUGGAGGAGAGAUGCCGGGGGAAGGAGGGGGAGCGGGUGGACCUGGAGCUCAGGCUCAAUGCAGUGAAGGAGAACCUGAAGAAGUCCCUGGCAGGAGGAGCCCUGGGAGCACCUGGAGAGACCAGGCCUACCGGCACGGGUGGCAAGUCCGACAGCCCGUACAGCGAGUCUGCCCUGCCAGUCAACUGCGCCUCGGAAAUGCGCAAACGCCCCCCCUCCAUCUACGCCUCCAACCGCGGCACCGUCAUGCAGAAAGCCAAGGAAUGGGAGUCAAAGAAAGGGAGCUAAAGAAGGACAGCGACAGGCCUUCUCUGCUGCUCCAGGGACUGCAGGGUACCAAUCCAACGUCACGAGAAAGGGAGAGAGAGAAAGAGGAAGAGAGCGAGACAGAGAGAGGUAGAGAGUGAGAGAGAGUGAGAGAUCCUGUCACCAGACCUGAUAAUCUCUCACUCCCUCCACUGAACUAAAGUCUCAUUCACCGCAACCAGUAGAUCUAGCGAAUUAAGAACGUCUAAAGUUCACAGCCAGAACAGGACAAGAUGUCGUGAGUCCUGACACUUGAAUGUUUCCUCGGGCAUCACACAUUUGCUCGCACACGCACCCGACACUCAUCUCUUGAGUUUUUGGCGCUGGUGACUGUAGCUGUGUCUCAGGACUUCACACAACUGACCGGGAAGAAGCAUUUUUAAGAAGCCUUGAAGCAUCAAAGAAUCUUAAUUUCUUUUAUUUUUUUCUCCCUUUUUUUGGAAGAGCCACGUUAUUGAAAGAAGUGAGAGGAUGGCAAAAUGUGAAGAUUUGAACGGAUUUUUGAAAGUGUGAUUGUAAGUUUAGAACACUGCUCUUGAGGGGUUACCAGAGGGAGAGAACAUGCAUGAUUCACUCACAUGAGAGUUGUAAUAAAAAUGACGACAAGCCAUAAUGUUCUAGAGCCAUUUGUAUACAUUUGUUAAAUAUGUUUGAAAGACGUUUUGUUAAAAUAUAAAAAUAUAUAUUAUUAAAAUAUAUGUUAAAAAGUAAUAAAAAAUGUGUUUUACUGUGCAAUUUUGCCUCGGUGCCUUAUGAACAGAAUGUCAUAUGGGAUGGCAAUCUGAGUUUCAUGGUUAUAAACGUGUGGUGCUAAUGUGAAUCAGACAAAAAUAUGCAAAUUUCAAUAUUCAUAAAUUCUCAUCAGUUCAAGGAUAAUUUCUUGGAGUUAAUUGUGCAUUGUCAUCAAUGCACUAUUGAUCCGUAAAUGUAUUCACAAAUACAUGUGAAACGACAGUUCACAAAAUGACAUAUUUCAUAAUGGUGUAAGGCAUUGUUCCAGCUUUAACAAUGAGCCUCUAGCUUUGGAUUACCUGUGCACUUUACUGACAGAAUGUUUCUGUUGUUAUCCUUGUCCUUAUGGUUGUUUUCCUUCACUGUAAAAAAUAAAAGGAAAUUUUACGGUAAAAUACUGGCAACUGGGUUUGCCAGAACUUUACUGUAUAAAGAGCGCGGUAACAGUAUCCAUACGGUAGCAGGCUGUAGGCCUAUAUCUAACAAAUGUUAAAUGCAUCAUGGUGUUUUACUGUAAAUAAUACAAUUAUUUACAUUUUCACUGUUUACGGUUUUGUACCUUUGCAAUUUUACAGAUUUUCGCCAGAAAAUUCAUUUUUCAUACAUUUUUUUACGGUGUUAACAGUGUUUUACUGUUUUAACUUUUGUAUGGUGAGGGGAAAAUAUAUUUGGAAACAUAAAUCCAACUUUUUAGUUGGCUAUGUACGUUACCUUUAUUUCCAUUAAAUGUUCACUUUGUAAUAA
This is a messenger RNA of Anguilla rostrata (American eel), 4240 nucleotides long. Its product is annotated as actin filament-associated protein 1-like 1. The transcript is spliced from 19 exons. Gene Ontology annotation, molecular function: SH3 domain binding. Gene Ontology annotation, cellular component: cytosol. Lineage: Eukaryota; Metazoa; Chordata; Actinopteri; Anguilliformes; Anguillidae. The coding region runs from base 455 to 2746 and encodes 763 amino acids. The record is from RefSeq and is a predicted model, not a curated record.